GUUUGUGUUUGUAAGGCGUCCUGCGUCCUGAAUGAAUAAUAUAUCGAACACAGCUCUCUUUUCUCUGUCUGGCUUCAGCGCAACAGUCAACUACAGAGUCACACUUUUCUCUGUCACUUUACUAUGCUAUUUUCUGAUUGUCAUGGUAAAUAUGUCUCUCAUUUUAACCAUAAUACUGGAUCAGAACUUACACAAGCCCAUGUACAUAUUUUUGUGUUUUUUGUGCAUCAAUGCAAUUUAUGGAACUGUAGGCUUUUACCCCAAAUUUCUCUUUGAUCUGCUGUCUGAUAUUCAUGUAAUAUCAUAUGUGGGAUGCUUCUUGCAGGUUUUUAUCAUAUAUUCUAACAUCAAAGUUGAUUACUCCAUUCUUGUGCUAAUGGCUUAUGACAGAUUUGUGGCUAUAUGUAAACCGUUGGAGUAUCACUCUGUCAUGUCUGUGCGAAGAACCACUGUGUUAAUUUGUCUGUGCUGGUUUAUUCCUUUCUGCUUUGAUGUUCUUAUUGUGACCUUGACGUCAGCACUGACGUUAUGUGGCAACCGAAUACAAAAGCUUUACUGUGAGAACUGGUCAAUUGUUAAACUCGCUUGUGGUUCUACAAAAGCGAACGAUAUAGUCGGAUUGAUUAUCAUUUCCUUUUAUUGCUGUCAUGCUCUCUGCAUUGCAUGCUCAUACGUGCAGCUUGUGAAGGCAGCUUUAAGAUCUAAAGAGGGCAGGAGAAAGUUCGCACAGACAUGUGUGCCGCAUUUAUUUUGUCUCCUUAAUGUCACGAUUGCUUUGCUUUUUGAUGUCAUGUAUUCUAGGUAUGGAACAGCAUCUAUGUCACAGAAUUUAAAGAACUUCAUGGCAAUACAGUUUCUGGUAAUUCCACCUCUCAUAAACCCUAUUAUUUAUGGAGUAAUCCUGACUAAAAUUCGACACCGAAUGAUAUAUUUAUGUAGGACGGCGUUCCAAAGAUUGAAAUUAUAAAGCAAAGUUUGACACCUGUAACUCUUCUAAUGUGUGUGAACAUUACACUUUAUAAAUGAUGGAAAAAAGGAGAAAUGUUCUGAUGUGGCCUCAGUUUUGUCAAUUUCAACAACAGGAAAAAGAAAAUACCUAUUUAGAUGUUUGAACCUUUAUACUUUGGAUGAAAAGAACCUCUAAUGUUGUGAGAAUUGGAAACUUGUAAGCUGUUCCAUAGUUAAAUAAGAAGGAUUUAUAUUGUUGCAUCUGUCAAUAUAUUGUUAUAUUCUUGACACAAUUUUUUCACAGGCUCCCCGUAUGUGUAGUUCAUUAAACAAAAGCAAAGACUGGGGAGUAUUUAAUGUUUUGUACUUUAUGUAUGGAUCAACAUCUGUGCCACAGAAUGUAAAGACUGUAAUGACCACACAGUUACUCCUAAUCACACCUAUUCUAAACCCUGAUAUUUAUGGAGUGAUCCUUACUAAAAGCUGAAACAAAAUCAUAUAUUUGUGUAUGAUUCCAUUGUAAAGAAUCAAAUUAAAACCACCCUAAUAUGUGUGAUGUGACAGCCCCUAAAAGACUGAUGUUGCUGUGUUUGUCAGUAUACGUGUAGCUCAUAAAAUGAAAGCAGUGAAUAAAUCUCUCUCUCUCUUUCUCAUGACAAAUAAGAAAUAAGAAUUUUAUGUGACGUACAAAUGGAAAGUGAGAGAACACUGUCAUUACUUCAAUAAUUUCAGUUAUGUUUA
This is a messenger RNA of Amphiprion ocellaris (clown anemonefish), 1689 nucleotides long. Its product is annotated as olfactory receptor 6N1-like. Gene Ontology annotation, biological process: G protein-coupled receptor signaling pathway. The transcript has a single exon. NCBI's taxonomy places the organism in Eukaryota, Metazoa, Chordata, Actinopteri, Pomacentridae. Bases 32 to 967 code for a protein of 311 amino acids. Gene Ontology annotation, molecular function: olfactory receptor activity; G protein-coupled receptor activity. Gene Ontology annotation, cellular component: membrane. The record is from RefSeq and is a predicted model, not a curated record.